This is a messenger RNA of Danio rerio (zebrafish), 1488 nucleotides long. The record is from RefSeq and is a predicted model, not a curated record. Lineage: Eukaryota; Metazoa; Chordata; Actinopteri; Cypriniformes; Danionidae.
CACCACACACACACUACAUGAGAUUGACACUCUCAGUGACGUAAGAAGAUAAACCAAGAAGCACAACCAAGAGAUACAGAGACAGACACAAAGAAACUGAAUAAUAAAAAAGUUAUAAAAAACAGAGCGUUGCUGAGAAAUUACACAGGUGAAGAGCACGUAUGAUCCAACAAGGUGAAGAUAAGAAGACAAGAAAGAAAUGGAAGAAACAGAAAUGAUCUUCUGUAAUUUUGCUGUUUUUCUCCUACUGCUAUCACUUUGUGUUAGCGGCACCUCAAAUGAGACUGAGCCACAAUGUUUAAUAAAGCUCAAAGUGACACGAAACACUGUGUUUAAAGCUCAUGCUAUGACAGAGCUGAAGAUAAACUGCACUGUAACGCAUCAUGGAUGUCAGAGGAUCCCAGUAAUCUCAUGGUGCAAACUCUAUGGACAAAACUGUAAAGCUUUAAAUCACUCAGAUGUCAUAAAAACUGAGUGGAAGAAUAAAACAGAGAAUGAAGGAAUGGCUUUCCUGAUUUUCCAGAACGUCUCAAUAGAGGAUGCAGGUUCAUACAGAUGUAAAGAAGGUGACAUGUCUGUAAGCCAUACAAUUAAUGUUACCUUUACAGUAGAUGAUUCUAAUUCAGUUCUAGACGAUGGCCUGCUGUGGUUGUGGCCAUAUGUGUACAUCUUCAGUGGAAUAGCGGCGCUGGUGAUCAUCAUUAUAACCAUAACUUUAUUUGUCUUCAGGUGCCAAGACACAAAAUCCAAAACAGAAGAAAUGAAAAGUAAAAAUCAGUACAUGGAAACUCAAAGUAGCGACCUGCUUCCUCCUCCUCUUCCUUAUCCCCGUCAUGACACCCGUUCUCCUUCACACCAGAGAGGCUCUGCUUCAGAUCGUGGCUCUGAAAUUCCACCUGGCAGAGGAACAUCAUCAGCUGGAAGAGUCAAAGAGAGAAGCCAUCACACUGUCAGCACAGAAGGAGGAGAAAAUGAUAAUGCUCUGAUCUAUGCCUCUUUGAAUCAUCAAGCUGUGUCGAAAGUGCAUAGAAAAACUGCAAGGCAAGAACCAGAAACUUCAGAAUAUGCUGCAAUCCGAUUACGGUGAUUGCAAGGAUUGUUUACUUAGACACUUUAAAAAAAAGACUAUUGAGAAAUGGCCAGUUGGGAAAUGAGGUCACUAUUCAAAAUAUUGCUAUAAUAAUUUAAACACUCACUGUGAGGAGCAAGAAUCCAUGUUUGUGGACACUUCUUUAUUUUGGAUCAAAUGACAGAUUGCUGUUAUAUUUAAGGACUGGCAUGCAUUAACCAAAAAUAUUCUCUUGUUUGCAAAAAUAAUUCGAGCUCUCUAAUAUGCCUUACUAAAAUACAUAUAAACAAUUAUAAUAGCAUUAUUGUGGAAUAUGAUGUCGCUGAUGAUGCUGAUAGUGAUAAAUUAGUAAAUAACAAUGGCUUGUACAAUGGAUCACCAUAAAUGUAACUUUCUGUUUUAUUAAACAUUAGGAUGGA